This is a messenger RNA of Chanos chanos (milkfish), 7207 nucleotides long. RefSeq names its product WNK lysine deficient protein kinase 1a (gene wnk1a). NCBI's taxonomy places the organism in Eukaryota, Metazoa, Chordata, Actinopteri, Gonorynchiformes, Chanidae. Gene Ontology annotation, biological process: protein phosphorylation. The coding region runs from base 504 to 5555 and encodes 1683 amino acids. Gene Ontology annotation, molecular function: protein serine/threonine kinase activity; ATP binding. The record is from RefSeq and is a predicted model, not a curated record. The transcript is spliced from 25 exons.
UUAAACCUUAUAAUUUGCUCUAGAAAGCCGUCCGUGUAUCGUAUUUUAUACGAUAUGUAAACUUUUAUCCAUUUUAACGGUCGUGACGAGAUGGCCUGGGAUUAUGUUGUUGCUGCUUAACCGUCAAGAAUUGACGAUGACGGCGCAUAACAUUAAGUGACACUGCCUGGAGUUGCGUCGUUUUUUAUUGACUUAAAAGUGAUCUGUGAAGCUGAAUGAGGACUUUCUUCUGCAGAAUGGGUGGCUUAUAUAUAAAAGUCCUUUUGCAUAAUCAGUGUACCUUAGUCUGUAAGCAGGUCCCACUCUUUUUUAGUCCUAGAGGGAUUCUGGUGCUGAGUCCAGACUGUGUCUGUGGUGAAAUCAUUUACUUGAUUUAACCAGGAGCAUAAAGUACAAGAGGAAGGGUAUAUAUUAGAAUAUUUUGAAUAUUGUCCAUCAUCUAGUAAGACUGAUGGAUGCAAUAUAAACACUGAUCCAACUGUGCACUCUUUGUGGAUGGAGCAAUGUCCGAAGACCUCAGCACCAAGAUGGUGAAGCUCCUGUCCCCCACGUUGAAGAAUGCUAAUGGAUCUGGAUCAGAUUCACUGCUGGACGAGCGUCUGAGCGGUGAAGUUCGACACCGCCCCCACACCAUGGAACGAGAGAAAGGAGAGCAUCGUUUCUUCCGUCGCAGCGUGAUCAGUGACUCCAAUGCCACUGCGCUUGAGCUGCCAAGCAAGGCCUGUAUCUUGGCCUCACCACCAGAACUCCAGUGUGGCUCUGCUCCACCCUCUGAACCUGCACUUGCUGGCAGGGAGACUACAGUUUCAGCUGAGCCUAACAAAGUGGUUACAGACUUAAAGGUGGAGUUGGCAGAGGGCAAAGGAGAGGCUGUAAGCAAUGAGGUGCCAUCUGUUGAGCAGAAAUCUGUGGUGCUGAAGAGCUCUGAUAAGGGGAUGAGACAGUCCAAAGAGCCUCAGAGUGAAGCGUCUGAACUGGAGUCCAUAAGUAGUGUGGAUUCAAAACGGGAAGAAGAGAAGGAGGAGGAUGAGGAGGGAAAGGAGAAGGCUCGGGCUGAGGCAGAGCAGAGAGAGGCAGAGAAGAAGGUACAGGAAGACAUCGAGGAGGUGGAGACCAAGGCUGUCGGUACGUCACCAGAUGGUCGCUUUUUGAAAUUUGACAUUGAGAUUGGACGUGGUUCCUUCAAGACCGUUUACAAAGGCCUGGAUACAGAGACUACUGUGGAAGUGGCCUGGUGUGAGUUACAAGACCGCAAGCUGUCUAAGUCCGAGCGUCAGCGCUUCAAAGAGGAGGCGGGCAUGCUGAAGGGUUUGCAGCACCCCAACAUAGUGCGGUUCUAUGACUCCUGGGAGUCCACAUGCAAGGGGCGCAAGUGUAUUGUGCUUGUGACAGAGCUCAUGACGUCAGGUACUCUGAAAACGUAUCUGAAGCGUUUUAAAGAGAUGAAAAUCAAAGUGCUGCGGAGUUGGUGUCGGCAGAUCCUGAAGGGGCUCCACUUUCUCCAUACGCGGUCACCUCCCAUAAUCCACCGGGACCUGAAAUGUGACAACAUCUUCAUCACAGGGCCCACCGGGUCUGUCAAGAUUGGGGAUCUGGGUCUGGCCACGCUUAAGAGGGCCUCCUUUGCCAAGAGUGUCAUAGGUACCCCUGAGUUCAUGGCGCCCGAGAUGUAUGAGGAGAAGUACGACGAGUCAGUGGAUGUGUAUGCCUUUGGGAUGUGCAUGCUGGAGAUGGCUACCUCAGAGUACCCUUACUCAGAGUGCCAGAACGCUGCACAGAUCUAUCGCAGAGUCACCAGCGGUGUAAAGCCUGGCAGUUUUGACAAGGUGGCCAUACCAGAGGUCAAAGAGAUCAUUGAAGGAUGCAUUCGUCAGAAUAAAGAUGAGAGGUAUUCGAUCAAGGACUUACUGAACCAUGCUUUUUUCCAAGAAGAGACUGGUGUGCGUGUGGAGCUGGCUGAGGAGGAUGAUGGGGAGUGUGUUGCUAUCAAGCUUUGGUUGCGCAUAGAGGAUGUGAAGAAGCUCAAAGGGAAAUAUAAGGACAAUGAAGCCAUUGAGUUUUCCUUUGACCUCCAGAAAGAUGUGCCAGAGGAUGUGGCACAGGAAAUGGUGGACUCCGGUUACGUCUCUGAGGGUGACCAUAAGACUAUGGCCAAGGCUAUUCGGGACCGUGUGGCACUUAUUCUCCGAAAGAGAGAGCAGAGGCAGCUGGUGCGGGAGGAGCAGGAGAAAAGAAAACUGGAGCUGGAACAAGGACAGCAGCUUCCAGCCGAACAGCCACUUCCUGCUGUCCCCACCCAGACUCAAUGGCCAGCCGAGCCCUCUGGGCCCACACUAGCACCUGUACUCCUGGAGUUAGAGGAGCCUGAGACAGAUACACUCUCAGCAGUAGGGGAGGCUCCAGGCUCCAUGGUGCUUUCUGAGUCUCACACUGGGCCGCCAUCGGUGUCAUAUGGUCCUCUGCCAGCUGGGCAGUCAUCAGUGUCAUUUGGUCCUGUGCCCCCUGCUCAGCUGUCUCAGCCAUCAGCUAUGCCCCAGAGUACACAGUCUGCCUCCAAAGGCCACGCACAAAGCACACACCAGACUCAGGCUGACAUUGCUCCCAUACCACAGUCUGGAACUGCACCUCAGCAGGUCUCUCUGCCCGCUUCUGUUCAGCCCACUGUACUGACGCACCACCAGCAGCAGCCACAAGAGGGCACCCAGAGCUCUGCACAAACCCAGCCACUGCCAGGAUCCCAAAUCUUACAGGGUCCUCUGACUGCGGUACAGCCAUUACCAACAGAGCAGACAUCAAAUCAGACAGCGCUCUUAUCAUCCACAGAAAAUGGUCAGUGUGAUACUGCGUCUGGUCUGAGUGAUGGGAAUGAAGGCAAACAUGAGGGCCGCUCUGUGAAACGGCACCAUCGCCGAUCCAUACGCAGUCACUCACGCCAUGACAAGAGCGCCAAGGCCAAACUCAUUGUGCUCAAUAUUUCCAGCAUGGGUGACAGGGUGGCAGAAUGUCAGCUGGAGACACACAACAGGAAAAUGGUGACGUUCAAGUUUGAUUUGGAUGGUGAUAACCCUGAGGAGAUUGCACAGAUCAUGGUGGGGAGUCAGUUCCUCCUGGAGACUGAGAGAGAGUCAUUCAUUGAGCAGGUGCGGGAGGUAAUUGAGAUGGCAGACGACAGCGGAGGCGUAAUUAAAGAUGGCUACUCUCAGGUCAUCAACGACCUACAGCACCAAAGACCAGAGAUGACAGCCCCUCUCCCUGGUGUGUCUCCGAGUCUGGCGGCACAGGUGGUGCACUCUGCCGGCCGGCGCUUUAUCGUUAGUCCUGUCCCAGAGGCACGACUUCGAGAGCCGUUUUUUGGACCUCCUUCAGCAAACACGUCAUUUGGUGAUGACCCUGUAACAGAUCUGACCAGCUCAUCUCAGUCCGUCUCUGCCUCAGUGAACAAUGGACAACAGGAACAGACCAACAUGGUUCCCAGCACAAACCAGCAGUCUCUUGUCUCUGGUGGGCCUGUGGCUGAGGGCACUUUGACUGUUGUCACUCAUGCUGGGUAUCAAUCCAAUGCACCAGGGACAGCUUCACAGAGCACCUCCACACCACUGCCUGCAGGCUCCACCUCACCCCCCCUCACUGUCCAACAGACAAGUGCAGGCAGGAUAUCCCCUACCUUGCUCCCUGCUGAGUCUGUCUCACAGCGCCGCCCUUCCAUUCCCACUGCUUCCCACCAGAUCUCCCAGACAGCCUCAGGGCAACACCCAGAGACCAGUGGCAUCUCUGCUGCUGUUCCCUCCAACAGUGACCAGCCCCCAGCCUCUGUCCCUGCCACCUCCGUCCCACUGUCCCUCCCCAGUGGUCAGCCAGCCCAUUCCUCCUCUGUCCCCAGUCACUCUACAGAGAGUGAGGGUGAAGCACAAAGUAAGUCUCCAGGAAUUGAGGACAUACACGCCCUAGAUAAAAAGCUGCGCUCCCUCUUUAAAGACCAGAGUUUGACCACCAACUCAGCCCAGCCUGACUCCUCCAGUGACACAGUGUCCACCUCCUCACCUCCCUCCACCAUCGGCACUCCUCCUCCUGGUAUGGUGUCCAGUGUCGGCCAGACGCCUUCCUCCAGUGUAUCUCUGAGUUCCAGUGGGCAUUUCAGCACAGGCUGUCUGUCCACUCACACACAGGCUGGAAGCCCUGUGAACCAUGGGCAGGCUGCUCAUGCAGAGCCGGGCAUGACACUGCCGUCAUCUGUGGCUGUCUCACCUCAGGAUACAUCAUCAGUGUCCUCGUCUGUCGCAGAUGACAAGUCGUUGCCGGCACCACUCGCUGAUAGAGGUUUCCGUCUGGGCCGAUUUCAGGUCUCUGUUGCAGCUGAUCAGACCUUGACCAGUGCUCCUGACCUUACAUCAGUGGGCUCCUCCUCCUCCCUCACCUCUUCCUCCUCCUCAUCAUCAUCGUUCUCCAGCCCUGAGAAUACAUUGCACAAGUCCCAGUCACUGCACAGAGAGAACACUGACCAUGACACGCCCAGUGUCCCUGCACCCACUGCUACUGGCUGUUUCCACGUGACUGCCAGCACUGACACCAAAGUAGAUCAUUUGCCAGUGAACCCAGCUGAUGUGGAUACCAUGGAAGGACGUUCCAGAGAUAAUCCAGCCUCAUCCACUGAGCUCAGGACUCACGCUCCCAGUCUCCCCAACUCCAGCAGCGACCACGACUCCGAGCAAGAGGACGAGGCCUUUACGAGGGAGAUUAACCAACUCAGGGAGAGACAUUUAAUGGAAAUCCAGGCCUUACAGACCAGACAGAGGGAGGAGAUUGAAGCUCUGUAUGCCAAGUUGGAUAAGGUGCCUCCCUCAGCCAUGCUUCCUCCAACAGUGACUAUGUCUGGAAACAGGCGGAAACCAGCGAAGGGCAAAGGGAACAAGUCUGGCCGCAGUAAGAGCAUCCAGAAUAGCCCUCAGCAGAGAGGGAAUGAACUGAGUGUGGAGAGUGAACAGGUCUCCCUAGGCCAGCCUUCCACAGCACAGGAGACAGGCUCCAGUGCAGCAGUACCCUGUCCCAAUGCCCACACACAGGGUAAUACUAACACAACAGAAACUGGACCAAGCCUAGGUCAGAACCAAGCCCUUGCCAGCGCUCUGCCACGGAAGGGCUACUUCACAGACGACCUGCACCAGCUGGUGGAUAACUGGGCUCGGGAUGCCAUGAACCUGGCCCAGGUUAAAAAGGGCAUCAAACAGAACACUCAAAACAAUGACAUGAUUCCUCGUAAGUUCUCAGCGCCGGGGCAACUGUGCUCCCUUGGCGGUUCCACGGCUGCUUCCUGCCUCCCCGCCAACAAUCGGAAGGGUUCUCUCUGCCUGGCCCCGCAGCAAUUCACUUACCCCUGUGGGCCGUAUGGUGUACCCCAGUGGACGGGACCCACUGGACCUGCCCAGGUGGUUCUUCUAGGGUCGCUGCAGCCAGCGGGAUCUGCUCCACUGCAGCCAGGUUUCCACAUUGGCAGUGGGGCUCACAAACCCGGCAGUGGAGUGAGCGGAAGCAAUUUAAGGACCACAGAGUCCAGUUGAGACAAGAGCGAGACUGUUCACGCACAUGACGAGUCAUAGUCGCACAACAGAGGGAAAUGCUAUGCAUAUGAGCAGUGCCCUUAAGGGUCUUUCACUGUCCUGUCUGGGGCCUUAAUCCAAAAACAAAUCCCGUUAGACUAACAGAUAUUGUAAGCCAUCUGUGUCUGAUGAUUCUAUUUACAGCAAUGCAUAGAACCCACUGGCUCUGCGUUUCACACCCUCUGAAACAUUCCCCUGUCUCUUAUAGUCAUUUAGCCAUGGCACACACAGUUGGCUAGGAAGCACUCUUAUGGAGAAGAGCUGGUGUCGGAUAGAAGGUGUAUGGACAUGGAGAUGGCUGGGUUUGCAGCAUGUUUAAACAUGAAUAUGGAGUGUUAAUACUAUUAUAGUUUGUCAGUACCUUAGAAAAGAAGGACCUAGGCAGGGAGGUAGCCACUUCAGAAACGUGGAAUAAACUCCCUGAAUUAUGAGCAGGAACUCUGGAGGCCACUGCACAUUUAAUUAUCCUCUUAGAACAGGUUAAUUAUGGCACGCAUUUUACGGCAUCUGUCAUAACUUUAAAAUAUGCUUUACAUGUUUUAUCAUUGCACAAAAAGGAUGACUGUAUGUAGGUAGGGUCAAGGUAAACCAAGGGUUUAAUAUAUGUCACACCCUCCCCUCUUUUUUCACCACCUCUUAAAUAUGCUUGUGAAGUGAAGAGUUCAUAUAUACAUGUGCUGUGUAUCUUAACAAAAAUCUUCCCACUAAAACACACUACACCCCAAAGUUUGGUAGACACAGUGACUGAAGUUAGGAUAACUGAUUUUCAGUUUAUACAUGUUUGUGGUUGUUGAUGGACUAGCAACUCACAGGCGAACUAAACAUCCCAAUGAGCUUGGUACAUUGGGAGUGCCUUUAAAUUAGUCCCUGGGCUGCUGUGGCAGUAAAUUAGCCUUUGGUAACCUUUGUGUACAGGGAAGUAUUUUUCUUCUAACUGACCUUUAAGGACCUGAAAAUGACCUUGACCUCAAACACCACCUUACUGAAGAACAGCAAAAAAAGUAUUAUUUCAACAUCUGAUCACUGCAAGCCAGUUUUCUCCCACCCCUCACUAACACCGGUCUCCUUGUGUCUAACAGAGGGUUAAGACAGUAUUACAAAACGGCUCCUGUUUUCUCUCCAAACCCACUGCAACCAAAGUGAAUUUUGAUAUAAUUCCAGAAACUGAGUGCCAUGCUCUAAGCUGAACUCCUUGAAUUCUCUAGAGAAGAAAAAGUUACUGCAAUGCAGAAUAUGCUCAAUUUUGAAGGUUAAACAUGUGGAGGAGGGUAAUGUUACUUUUGAUACUCUGGUGGACAGAUAAGUUGUUUUAAAUCCUUUUUGUCCUUUUGAUUUUCACGGAGCCACAUUCUCAAGUUAGUUUUAAUGUCACUUAAAGUAGUCACUAGCACUCCACACUGUUGUUUGUGUGGAAACUUUCUCACAAUUAUAUCAAUCAUAUCUCAAAACUGUUAUCUUAAUAAAGCGUUAAAUCCGUGGAAGAAAAGAUAUGGCUACUGAUGUAGUGUUUUUUGUUUCUCUUUUUUGUCCUUGAUCCUGUGGGUGUCCAUCAAUGCUUAAUGUGUUAACUUUGUACAAACUGUAUAUAAAAAGAUAAUAAAACAUGUUGGGAA